UUCUCUAUCCUAAAAUACUUCAUCUUUUUUGUCACACUUUCACUGGACCCAUCACUUUAAUCCUCAACUAACCAGUUGAAACCACGCACAUUCCCCUAUUUGGUUUCAUGUCUUUCAUUAAAACAGAAACAUUUUCAGCUCAGGAAAGUAAACCAAUGACAGCUUCUUGUUGAAUCUUGAAGGAUUUUUUCUGCCAGGGUCUUCAAGUCAUACUUGGCCACCUAUGACAACAGAUACAACAACUCCAAGUUAUUGGUUGAACUGGAGAUUCUUACUGUGUGCAAUAUGGAUAUUAGCAGCUAUGGUGGUUUCAAUUCGCAUAAUAUGGAAGUAUGAAGAAUGUUCUUCAAAGUCGAAAAGAAGCCAGCAAAGAGAGAAUGGGGAAAAGAAAGCAGGGAUUUUAUACAAAGAUGAUGUUUGGAAGACAUGUUACAAAGCAAUCCAUCCUAAUUGGCUGCUUGCUUAUAGACUAAUUGCUUUCGCCGUGCUUCUGUCUUUGCUCAUUGCAGAUGUAGUUCUUCAUGGUGUACACAUACUUUAUUUCUAUACUCAGUGGACAUUCACCUUAGUUACAGUCUACUUUGGGCUAGGAUCUUCUCUCUCCAUUCAUGGCUGUUUCCAAUCUCGCAAGGGAGGUAAAGGUGAGAGUGGUGAUAGUGUUGAUACAGAGAGAGGCACUUACACGGCUCCAAUUCCUGAAAAUGCAAACGUACUUAUUGUUUCCAAUGGCUUGAAUUCCCAUGGAGAACCACAUGUUAGAGAAGCUGCAGGUCCUUGGAGCGUUGCCUUUCAAAUAAUAUUCCAGAUGACUGCAGGUGCUGUUGUUCUUACAGAUUGUGUUUUUUGGCUCGUUAUCUACCCAUUCCUCACUGACAAAAAUUACAGAUUGCAUUUUCUGGCUGUUUGUAUGCAUUCUGUCAAUGCCGUUUGCCUUCUCGGUGAUGUGUUUCUAAAUCGUCUACGGUUCCCUUUCUUCCGUGUAACAUAUUUUGUGCUCUGGACAUGUGUAUUUGUCAUUUUCCAGUGGAUCCUCCAUAUUUUUGUCUCAAUGAGGUGGCCUUAUCCCUUUCUAGACUUGUCAUCUCAAUAUGCUCCCCUUUGGUAUGUGUACGACCUCAUACGAGAAAUCAGUAUAUGCAGAGUAGUCAAUGUGCUUAUUGUGCUAUUCAUGCUUGCUCAAAAAUGUGAAAUUGCAGAUUAUUUCAUAGCUCCGUAGGGAUAUAAUCAGAGUUGGAGAUGCUCAAUGAGUUCAAACUCCAGUAAGAAGCCCAGGAUUACACGGAGCGGAGCUUAGAGCCUUUACUUUAGGUAAACCGCACUAUGUAAUCACUCAAUGAAAGCUCAAAGUUGUCUGGGGCAGGAGAAAACUCAUAUCAAGCACUGCCCCGGCAUCAAUUGGUAAAUAACAUUAUUUUUAGUGCCACUCAAAUAAAUCAGUAGGGCAAGACAUCCGAUUUAUUUUUUCCAAAUGACUUGAUUUACUUGUUCCAGUUUGUGGUGUAGUUGUUAAUUGAUUGUUGAUUUAAUUUAGCACUGGACAUUAAACCAUGAUUUUACAGGGUGGUUCUACACUACAAAAUGAGAUAUUCUGGUUUUAGGUUUGUCA
Messenger RNA from Nicotiana tabacum (common tobacco), 1606 nucleotides. Lineage: Eukaryota; Viridiplantae; Streptophyta; Magnoliopsida; Solanales; Solanaceae. The record is from RefSeq and is a predicted model, not a curated record.